Oncorhynchus mykiss (rainbow trout) is the source of this 3739-nucleotide messenger RNA. Lineage: Eukaryota; Metazoa; Chordata; Actinopteri; Salmoniformes; Salmonidae. The record is from RefSeq and is a predicted model, not a curated record.
GUGACCAUGACCAUGGUGAAAGUCAUUGGAGCCCAGCCAAUACUGAACGAGAGAUUCUCUCUGACCUGUGGCACCGCUGGAACGGUUUACUCCAUUCAGUGGAUGAGGAACGGCUGGCCUCUGUAUGCUGACAACAGAACAGACUUCUCUAUGAACAACAAUACACUGACAUUAUACUCUGUCCAGCAUUCUGACAACGGAGACUAUCAGUGUUCUGCCUUCAACCCCUUCAGCAACAUGACCAGCCCAUACUACAAACUGAUCGUCAACUAUGGACCGGAGAUGCCUAUAAUAACAGGACCAGCAUUUGGAGAAACAGGACACAGCGUGACCUUCAACUGCUCUGCCUCCUCUCAGCCUCUCAGCCAGUUCAGCUGGUUCUUCAAUGGCUCCCAGGUGGCGACCGGCUCAGUGUAUGAGACGGGCCCACUGACCUUAGCCAGUCAUGGGGAAUACACCUGUGUGGCCUUCAACAACAUCACUUGCAGAAAUAGCACUGUCUCAAAGAUGCUCACUGUUGUUGCAACAGUGACCGUGACCAUGGUGAAAGUAAUUGGAGCCCAGCCAAUACUGAACGAGAGAUUCUCUCUGACCUGUGGCACCGCUGGAACGGUUUACUCCAUUCAGUGGAUGAAAAACGGCUGGCCUCUGUAUGCUGACAACAGAACAGACUUCUCUAUGAACAACAAUACACUGACAUUCAACUCAUUACAGCAUUCUGACAAGGGAGACUAUCAGUGUUCUGCCUCCAACCCCUUCAGUAACAUGACCAGCCCAGAAUACAGACUGAUCGUCAACUUUGGACCGGAGUUGCCAAUAAUAACAGGACCAGCAUUAGGAGAAACAGGACACAGCGUGACCUUCAACUGCUCUGCCUCCUCUCAGCCUCCCAGCCAGUUCAGCUGGUUCUUCAAUGGAUCCCAGGUGGCGACUGGCUCAGUGUAUGAGACGGGCCCACUGACCUUAGCCUGUCAUGGGGAAUACACCUGUGUGGCCUUCAACAACAUCACUUGCAGAAACAGCACUGUCUCCAAGAUGCUCACUGUUGUUGCAACAGUGACCAUGACCAUGGUGAAAGUCAUUGGAGCCCAGCCAAUACUGAAUGAGAGAUUCUCUCUGACCUGUGGCACCGCUGGAACGGUUUACUCCAUUCAGUGGAUGAGGAACGGCUGGCCUCUGUAUGCUGACAACAGAACAGACUUCUCUAUGAACAACAAUACACUGACUUUCAACUCUGUCCAGGAUUCUGACAACGGAGACUAUCAGUGUUCUGCCUCCAACCCCCUCAGCAACAUGACCAGCACAGAAUACAGACUGAUCGUCAACUAUGGACCGGAGAUGCCUAUAAUAACAGGACCAGCAUUUGGAGAAACAGGACACAGCGUGACCUUCAACUGCUCUGCCUCCUCUCAGCCUUUCAGCCAGUUCAGCUGGUUCUUCAAUGGCUCCCAGGUGGCGACUGGCUCAGUGUAUGAGAUGGGCCCACUGACCUUAGCCUGUCAUGGGGAAUACACUUGUGUGGCCUUCAACAACAUCACUUGCAGAAAUAGCACUGUCUCAAAGAUGCUCACUGUUGUUGCAACAGUGACCGUGACCAUGGUGAAAGUCAUUGGAGCCCAGCCAAUCCUGAACGAGAGAUUCUUUCUGACCUGUGGCACCGCUGGAACGGUUUACUCCAUUCAGUGGAUGAAAAACGUCUGGCCUCUGUAUGCUGACAACAGAACAGACUUCUCUAUGAACAACAAUACACUGACAUUCAACUCAUUACAGCAUUCUGACAAUGGAGACUAUCAGUGUUCUGCCUCCAACCCCCUCAGCAACAUGACCAGCCCAGAAUACAGACUGAUCGUCAACUAUGGACCGGAGAUGCCUAUAAUAACAGGACCAGCAUUAGGAGAAACAGGACACAGCGUGACCUUCAACUGCUCAGCUUCCUCUCAGCCUCUCAGCCAGUUCAGCUGGUUCUUCAAUGGAUCCCAGGUGGCGACUGGCUCAGUGUAUGAGACGGGCCCACUGACCUUAGCCUGUCAUGGGGAAUACACCUGUGUGGCCUUCAACAACAUCACUUGCAGAAACAGCACUGUCUCCAAGAUGCUCACUGUUGUUGCAACAGUGACCAUGACCAUGGUGAAAGUCAUUGGAGCCCAGCCAAUCCUGAAUGAGAGAUUCUCUCUGACCUGUGACACUGCUGGAACCAUUUACUCCAUUCACUGGAUGAAGAACGGCUGGCCUCUGUAUGCUGACAACAGAACAGACUUCUCUAUGAACUACAAUACACUGACCUUCAACUCUGUCCAGGAUUCUGACAACGGAGACUAUCAGUGUUCUGCCUCCAACACCCUCAGCAACAUGACCAGCCCAGAAUACAGACUGAUCGUCAACUAUGGACCGGAGAUGCCUAUAAUAACAGGACCAGCAUUUGGAGAAACAGGACACAGCGUGACCUUCAACUGCUCUGCCUCCUCUCAGCCUCUCAGCCAGUUCAGCUGGUUCUUCAAUGGAUCCCAGGUGGCGACUGGCUCAGUGUAUGAGAUGGGCCCACUGACCUUAGCCUGUCAUGGGGAAUACACUUGUGUGGCCUUCAACAACAUCACUUGUAGAAAUAGCACUGUCUCAAAGAUGCUCACUGUUGUUGCAACAGUGACCAUGACCAUGGUGAAAGUCGUUGGAGCCCAGCCAAUACUGAAGGAGAGAUUCUCUCUGACCUGUGGCACCGCUGGAACGGUUUACUCCAUUCAGUGGAUGAGGAACGGCUGGCCUCUGUAUGCUGACAACAGAACAGACUUCUCUAUGAACAACAAUACACUGACAUUCAACUCAUUACAGCAUUCUGACAAUGGAGACUAUCAGUGUUCUGCCUCCAACCCCCUCAGCAACAUGACCAGCCCAGAAUACAGACUGAUCGUCAACUAUGGACCGGAGAUACCAAUAAUAACAGGACCAGCAUUAGGAGAAACAGGACACAGCGUGACCUUCAACUGCUCUGCCUCCUCUCAGCCUCUCAGCCAGUUCAGCUGGUUCUUCAAUGGAUCCCAGGUGGCGACUGGCUCAGUGUAUGAGACGGGCCCACUGACCUUAGCCUGUCAUGGGGAAUACACCUGUGUGGCCUUCAACAACAUCACUUGCAGAAACAGCACUGUCUCCAAGAUGCUCACUGUUGUUGCAACAGUGACCAUGACCAUGGUGAAAGUCAUUGGAGCCCAGCCAAUACUGAAUGAGAGAUUCUCUCUGACCUGUGACACUGCUGGAACCAUUUACUCCAUUCACUGGAUGAAGAACGGCUGGCCUCUGUAUGCUGACAACAGAACAGACUUCUCUAUGAACUACAAUACACUGACCUUCAACUCUGUCCAGGAUUCUGACAACGGAGACUAUCAGUGUUCUGCCUCCAACACCCUCAGCAACAUGACCAGCCCAGAAUACAGACUGAUCGUCAACUAUGGACCGGAGAUGCCUAUAAUAACAGGACCAGCAUUUGGAGAAACAGGACACAGCGUGACCUUCAACUGCUCUGCCUCCUCUCAGCCUCUCAGCCAGUUCAGCUGGUUCUUCAAUGGAUCCCAGGUGGCGACUGGCUCAGUGUAUGAGAUGGGCCCACUGACCUUAGCCUGUCAUGGGGAAUACACUUGUGUGGCCUUCAACAACAUCACUUGUAGAAAUAGCACUGUCUCAAAGAUGCUCACUGUUGUUGGUGAGUCAGUAACUGCUGCUUAAAAUCAAGGGACUAAAAGUUUAUUUA